Molecule: messenger RNA, 1290 nt
Organism: Daucus carota subsp. sativus
Lineage: Eukaryota; Viridiplantae; Streptophyta; Magnoliopsida; Apiales; Apiaceae
Product: putative ubiquitin-like-specific protease 1B
Exons: 3
Coding region: 3-1130 (375 amino acids)
Biological process (GO): proteolysis; protein desumoylation
Cellular component (GO): nucleus
Molecular function (GO): deSUMOylase activity
Source: RefSeq, a predicted model, not a curated record
GUAUGGACCUAGUCCGACAGUUGGAUGCGCGUCUGCCUGAGAGUUUUGUCCCCGACUUUCGGCAACUUGCACCCAAGUUUGUCGAUCGAUACAAUCGGUUCAUGAGGACUGUUAAGGGGCCGGGAUUCACCCCUCCAGUCUUUGAGCAUCUAGAUCGGGCAGACAUGUCUGGCACAGGUUUGGCAGGUGUCGCUGAGCAGGACAUCAUUCCCAUGACUCAGCCUUCGCAGCAUAUCCCUGAUCAGCCAGCAUCUUCGUCCCGUCCCGACAAGAUGGCACUUGUUAGUCUGAGAAAGGGGAAAUGGAAGAUGAACAAGCCCCUUUCUUCUGCAAAGCAAGAUACAAUAGCUACUGAUUGGGGUUGGAGAGAUGGUGUGGUGAAGCUAGACGGGGGGGUGAAGAAUGCAUUAUACGAGUUGAAGCCCUUGAAUUUGUUGACACUGGCUCCGGGAUCUUGGAUUGAUGAUCGGAUCAUUUAUGCAUACAUGAUGUUGCUCCGUGAUAGGGAGGAGGUCGUUGCUUCGCUAUUUGAGAGGAAGCCAACGUACUUUUUUAUGGAUCCAUUCUUCAUUCCCUUGGCGAAGACGAAGAAUUGGAAGAACCCCGAGUCCUACGUGAGGUUGCAUAACUUCUACUGUGACUAUGGAAGUGGCGAAGUGGGGCCGACGAUCAACAAAGUUGAUUUCAUCUUCGUCCCGACUUGCGUAGAGGAGAAUCACUGGAUUCUAUUUGUCUUCUCCGUGAAGACAUGGGGCGUUGUCAUGUUGGAUCCUUUAUAUGAUGACCCAAGUUACCCGGAGGAGGAAGAAAUUGUGACGGAGAUGUUGCCCGAGUUGAUCAGAUUCUGCGAGAGGUCCCAACAUGUUUUUCCAGAUGGCCUGGCUCAGAUUAGUGCCUUGAUGAGAAGGCCAAAGCAAACCAACUACACUGACUGCAGUAUUUUUGUGAUGAAGUACAUGGACUACAUGUUGCAAGGAUUCCAUUUACAGUCGAUGACUUGGACGGCUUCCGAUGUUGAGACUUUCCGCUAUAGGAUUGCGAAGGAGAUUCAUAGGGGAAAAGCAAGAAUGAUCCCGGGGUUCCUAAUGAAGCAAAGGCUGGACAAUGCUUCUAGGGCUCAGUUGAAGUAGCUUUGUUUAUGUUCUUUUCAUUUGUAGGUAGGAUUUUGUAGUUGAACUUGUCUUCAUUUGGAUUUGUAGAACCUCGUUCAUUUAUCUAUAUAAUGCGGCCUUCGUUUAUAUCGGUUGUUUAACAACCGUGUCCUAUUCCCUUCCCCGAUAUUUAGUUUGA